AUGCAAAUUUUUGCCGCGUGUUUAAUUUUAGCGCCUUUCCUAUCUUUUACGGUCCAUGCAUUUCUUCCAAGGAUUAACUCAGCAAAAGCAAAAUCAGAAACAAAGGAUCACACUUUGAUCACAAGAAAUGGGUUACUUAAGACAGUUAUAUACUUUUUCUUCGACAACCCCCAGUAUUUGAAGGACGAAUCCUUGACUGAUUUUCUUCAAGGUGUCCUAUCUGAAUUAGGAGAGCAACCGACUGCAGGUAAAGAUGCUUUGAACACCAUCUCUUCGCAAAUCAAGUUCAUCAAUGCCAUCAACGCGAUUCAGAGCGCUAACGUGGAAGUUGAUCCAUUAAACAGGAAGGCAGAGGAACACUUUGAUGGCGAGAAGUUCCAACAAGGCGCAAAGCGCCUCAUCCGAUUGCGCCAAGAGCUGAUAACUUCCCUUCUGAAGGGUGAUAAGCUAAAACAUGCUCGGAACUUGGCAGGUUCCGCACUGCACACUUUACAAGAUUUCUACAGCCGCUCAAACUGGAUAGAGCUCGGCAAUUCCGUUCCAUUUGAUGUUUUGGGUCAACCCGGAAACGAGAUUUCGGAAAUAUUCGUUGCAGGACCGAAUGAAGCAACAUGCACGGGCUGUCUCUCAGACCAAGACAGAAAUGAUAAAUGUGGGACAAAUCUGAUCACAGGAAAACUUACGAGCGGAUAUCGGUCAGGACAAGACGUAAGGAAACCGGUAAACAAAGGAAAGUGUAGCCACGGUGGGAGGACAGACGACAGUAGUUUUCAGUCUGCGACAGGUGGAAUUAACAAAGAUUCUACGUCGAUAGAGGAAUCACCCCAUGCAAGGUAUGAGACCUUUGAUAAAGAAAAAAAUGCCAUGUAUUAGCAAUUGCGUGCUGUAGUUCUUGUAGCAUAAAAUAAUGCAUUCGGCUAAGGUAAAGAUCGUUAUAGUGUGGUUGAUCGUCCCGGUGAGUGUAGGUGAAGGUGAAGAUCCUUAAAAAAAAAAUUCACAGGAUUCAUUUUCUUGUAUUAGAGAAGUUCCUAUAGAGGUAGAAGAACGUAUCUUUAUGCAAUUUGGUCGAAAUUAAAGUGAAAGUGCACUACCAAGUUAUCGAAACUUCCGGGUGCUUUGUCAGCGACUAUUUUGAGCACGACAGUUGGUAAAGGAUAACGAAAGAUCAUUGCUAUAAUUAGGACCGGAAGAAGUCCGUUUCAGCAAGACGGGCAAUUGACAUAAUAUAAUAUCUUAAAAACGAGCCUUUGUUACUCAGCCGCUACUUGUAAGUAUAAAUACUGAAAAAGGGUCAAAUUAAAGAAGACCUUUAGUUUAUCUUCGAUGAAGUGUGAAAUGAGCUUAUUUAAUGAAAAGCAUCGGUGAACUACCGUCUGACGUCUAAAAAACAUCCUUUAAAACUGAGAGGGGUGAAAGAGGGAAGAUCUUUAUAUGAUACCUGAUGUCUUCCAUCUCAGUUUCGCCAUGCCGUAUAAAAUCGAAGAAGGGGUCUUGUUUAACCACACAGUUUAUCAACACUACAUAACAAUGAUGAUACUGAAUAAUAAUCACCAGCCUUUGUUUAUAAGUAAUUACUUAACACAACAAACCUCACACGAAUGUACCGGAAGUGUCAAAUUGGCAUAUAUUGUAAUUCUAUUUUUGGUGAUAUGACUAAUGUGCUUUUGUAAACAAAGCGAGUGAAAAGAAACCACCAAAAGAUUUCAUGCGUCCUGCGAAGAGAGACGUGUUCGUGAUCUCAGAGCUCUUUCAUCUCAGUUUCAUCAUGGAACGUUGAACAUCGAGUCCAUGAACAGGAAGCGAAAAAUUCGAUUUGUUCACUCGAGGAAUUGAUCUUUCCUGAUCUCUCGCACAAAAAUACAGUUGGCUCAUUCGAGUACUAAUCAGUUCACAGAGCAGGACAAGUUUAUAGGCUUUUAUGAAUGCAAUUAGAGUGCUGUGAAGAAAAACUAGUGUAAUGCUAAAAUUUAUAUUACGAAUAAAUGCAUUGGCUCAGGCCAAACAUCACUGGGGCCAAGAAACAAUAGAUUACACAAGGAAACGAAAUAUAAAUGAAAUAUAACCAACUGUGAUCUGAGAGAACCAUGCGCGCUUUAGCUUUGUAAGAAAUAAUUCACGAGUUAGACUUGGGUAAUGAAACAAUUUUCAUUUAAUAUUUGAGUGAGAAGACUACGAAAAGAGGUAAAUUUUUAAAUCAGUCUUUCGGCAAAGAAGUGCGAGCAUGAUUUAGUCUUGAGGAAUCAAAUGUAGAACACCAGACCCUCGGAUUGUUUUCGUUGGUGCGUCACGACUCUGCUCCAGAGCAUCAUUGGUAACAUCUACGACAAGCAACCUGCAUACCUCUUGGAUGGGCAGUAUUUAGUACUAAAGACGCUUCUCUAAUAUGAACCUACUUUAAGCAAGGCUAUCCCUUGAGUUCUCUGAGCAUUGUGGUUAAACGUCCAAGCUCAAUCUUGAGGACUGCAUGGGGACCUUUCUUUGUAUGGUAUUCAGAUUUUCUCUAUCUUGUCACGCUCGUUUCAAAACAUGUAACCAUUUUUUUUAAUUUGACGCGUACCAUCUUGAUUUCUCUUAAAUUUAGCCUUCAUAAAGUCGCGGCUGAUCUGGCCUUCGAAGCAACAUAUCUUUUUCUAAGUGACAUCCGUUCGACGGUUGGCGACGACAUCUUCGCCAAGUUUCUCAACUUGAAUUCAGACGAGAGCAUGGCUUUGGUAAUUGAUGUAUCAGGCAGCAUGAGCGGUGAGUCCUUUGAGCUUUGCGAUUAAAUUACUGAAGGAAAAAAUUGGAGGGUGGGGAGGUACGAGGGGGCCUUCGAGUUCGUUAUGAAAUGAUGUAAGUAAAUCUUGGUUUGCAAUGUCAUUUGUUAGGAUUAUUUUGCUUGUUCAACGAUUUUAUUUCCCUAUAAACUAUUUGUUUUCUCUAAAAAAUGACACGGAGUCUAGGUCAAAUUAUUUAUGAGUGUAUGUAAUACAAAGGACCUGGUUAAUUUAUUCUUUGCGAAGUGUGCGCUCAACUUCGCAAAAUCACUUUAUUUGCACAAGUGGUAAGAUCGUCACAAUAGUUACAUAAAGCAUUUCUUUUAAAUAUUUCAAAAUAGAUGAAAUCGAGGAAGUCAAGAGAGUCUCAGUUGACUUCGUUCGCAACACUCUGGAAAAGGAAGGAGUAUCCUUCACGUACAUACUUGUGCCGUUUAGCGAUCCAGGUAAGUCUGCGCUUGAGACAAGUGAGCUACACAAUCGGCGCUCUUUCCGUUUCUGUGAACUUUAAACCUUGUGCAUAUUACAACACCUCUUGGAUGGGACGCUAAUCAAUCUUAUGAGACCCACUCCCACCCUUGCUUCCCAAAUAUUUCGUCAGUUCUCUGUGAGUGUCCCCUGGUACCCUGGAAUACCCCUGAGUAGAGAGAGGCAUGUCAAAAUAUGUUUCUCGCCCGAGUCUUAACACAAUAAACCAGGAAAAUGCUCGAACUCUGGCCGGAAAAUGUUUACAGUUUAAUAAGAGAAGGUCGUCCGUAAACCAACUAUACUGAGGGACUUUAGGAGUUGAUGAACUUUAAACAACGUGCUGUUUUACUUGGACUCACAAAGAUGGGGGCUGACUCCAUGAAUUUAACCUGGUCUACGUUUCGCUAUGGAGAGAUGUGUUAUUAGCUCAUAUUUUCUCCCACAGAGGUUGGCCCUGUCACCGUGACAAACGACCCCUAUCAAGUGAUCAACGCGGUAAAAAAUUUAACUGCAAACGGAGGCGGAGAUUGUCCGGAGCUGGGAAUGACUGGUCUUUAUCAGGCUCUUCUCCACUGCCUACCUGAAAGUGCGAUCUACUACUUUUCGGAUGCAGACGCGAAAGACUUCCAGCGUGAAAAUGAGGUCAUGUCCCUUGCGAAGGACAAGAAAGUUAAAAUCUCUUUCAUUCUAACUGGUCAGUGCAGCCGACGCAGACGGGAUUUGUCAGCGAGUCGUAUCCAGGACGUCGCGGUCGUCCCCAAAGAGAUUCAUCGAGUAAGGAGAAAUGCUCAAGGUCAAGCACUUUACCAGGCUCUCGCCACUGAGACAGGGGGACAAGUCCUAAAACUAGUAAGGCUCAAGUAGCUGAUGUUGUCAAGGUGAUCGAUCCUGCUGGUUCAUCAAACUCAUCCGUGGCUCUGCAAGAAGUUGAAUUGCUAAACAUUAAGGAAACUUCAGCACGUUACUUUAGCAGAGUUGUUUAUAUUGUUGAUAUCGACAGCACACUAAAGAGUUUAGUUCUCAUACUAACAGCUGCUGGAUCACCAAAUUUACAAGUAACUAGUGUUGAAGGUAAUGGAGCAGAAAAGAAUGGUUUUAACAUGAAAAAAGUGUGACUAAUGUCAUCAUUAUUAUGACCAUCAUCAUCCUUAUUCACGGCUAUCAUUACUGUCAUCUUGCUAUAGUAAUGAUGAUGAAAAUGAUGGUGAUGGUAGUGCAGGGGUAUAGAGAGCGUGCACGAAAAAGCCUCUUUAAAAAAAAAACCUCAUUCAUUCAUUUAUGAAGGAGAGAGAUAAUUUGAUUUCAGAUUGUAAUGCCAACAAGUCUAAGAAUGUAAUCAACUAGCCUAUGUAAUAUUCAGUAAUAAUCUUUGUUUUUCUUUAAGGAAAUUCAGGAAUACAGGAAAACAUUAUCAGCUCCUCUAGUGAGCUUCUAAUAAAAGAGAUCGCCAAUUUAAACAGCAGCUCACUGAAGCUUACCGUCAGCUGUCAGGGUCCCUAUACAUUGCAAGCUACUGGUUCCAGUUCAAUCGACUUUACAUACCAGCUUUUGGACGUAGAGGACGAGGAACGAGGAAACACAAGGCGAGUGCUUGGAAAUCCUCUAAGAGGUAAGACAGUCACAGAAACCAAUCAGAAACCAGUCACAGAAACCAAUCACACGCUUGCGUAUCGAUAACCUUCCAGAUUUGUAUAACUGAAUUGAUAAAUUCUCUUUCAAACAGCCCACAGGAAGGCCCUUCCUCAGGAUAAGUUAAUGCGAAGUAUUUGUUGAAAUCUCAAUUGAAAUGAUAACUCGCUGCCUGACAAUCAAGCUUUCACGGCCAAGGGCAAAUUUGAACUAAUUUUUGGUAGGGAAAAAAAGCCAAGUCCUAUUGUUCACUCCAUUACAGGUCAAACUUUGCUUCUUACAUUGGACUUCGUUGGUCAAGAAAUUGACGAAGUGACCAAUUUAACUCUUGUUGGCAUUGACGGAACAAGCUUGGAAACCUUCAACAUAACACAAGGAGAAGGGUUCUACCAGGAUUUCUAUUACGUCAAAUUCAUUCCAUCAGCAGACAGGUUUAGAAUUAAAGUGACAGGUUUUGACACAACAGGAGCCAAAUUUCAGCGGGUGAAACCAACCUUAUUUACUCUUGGUGACGUCAAACUGUCCCAAAACGUCCAGUAG
Molecule: messenger RNA, 5393 nt
Organism: Pocillopora meandrina
Lineage: Eukaryota; Metazoa; Cnidaria; Anthozoa; Scleractinia; Pocilloporidae
Source: the annotation of a GenBank genome assembly